AUGAAUAAAUUAUUUCGUUUUGCAAAAGUAAUUGUAAGAUCUAUUUAUAAACCUGCUUAAAGAACACUUUAUAGAAUUCCAUAAAUUAAGUAAGUUCUAAAUGAUGAUCAUAAUUAGAAAUAUCAAUUUAAUACACUGGCAUUUUAGUAAUUAUUUUAUAUAUAUUUCUAGAAACCAUUUGCAGUUGAUUUAAAUAUAAAAUUAAGAACAAAUAAAGUAAAAAUUAUAAGCUGGACUCUCAGAAUUAGGUAAUUAAUUUAUAACUAGUUCUAGCCAAAAUAAAUGCAUAGUUAUUGAAGUAAACUAAUUAUGUAAGGUUUGCUGGAGACUUUAGUCCUUGUGUUAAUCCUGAGUAGUUUGUUCAUGCAUUGUAGUUUUAUAGAUAAGGUGCUUUGGCUUAGUUCUAUAGUAUUGAUGAUUUGGAGACAAUUAACAGUGUUUAUCAAUCAGAUUCUGAAAUUGAGUUUUAGGAUAGCCAAAUUUUAUGA
Molecule: messenger RNA, 488 nt
Organism: Paramecium pentaurelia
Lineage: Eukaryota; Ciliophora; Oligohymenophorea; Peniculida; Parameciidae
Source: the annotation of a GenBank genome assembly